CUCUACCGAGAUUGCAUUGCUUCUUUCACCGAAUUUUUGGGGGAGGAAAUGUGCUGGGGGGCGUAACAUCAGAUAUAAGAAUUUCGAAAAGGUUUUCUUUGUUGAAUCUAAUUAAUCUACAGUCAAACUAAUUUAAAUUAAUAAAGCAAAUUUAAAAUUUGGAUCAAAACUGUUCUUUCAGAAUUUUAAAUAACGAUUUGAGGUAAAUGUCAGAGAGUAUACGCGGAAUCCACCCGAAUUAACCAGGGUAUGGGUUCAUACCUCAAACUGUCCAAGGCCUGAUUUAACCUCCCAAAUCUCGGGGGAAUGUCACUUUAAUUAACCCUAGGCGACCCUGAACCGAGCCCACGGUCAUUUAUCCUCGCACACUCGUCUACCUCACCGCCUCCCCUCCCUAGAGGCAUUUUACGAGUGGGCGGCACCCGCAGUUCUUUUAGUGGAUUUUCUGACUGUGCCGUGUUUGCCGGUUGAAGUUUCUGGUGGUGAUUGAUUGGACCUUAAACCUCAACCUCUAAGCACUUCUUCUAAAGUUAUUUCUAGUUGAAGACCGAAAAUGCCGAAACCGAUCAAUGUUCGUGUUACAACAAUGGAUGCAGAGCUGGAGUUUUCCAUCCAACCCAGCACUACAGGCAAGCAGCUCUUUGACCAAGUUGUUAAAACUGUUGGCCUACGCGAGAUCUGGUAUUUUGGACUCCAAUAUACAGACAACAAAGGAUACCCAAACUGGUUAAAGCUUGAGAAAAAGGUAUCUCACCAAGAUCUGAAGAAAGAAAAUCCUGCUCAGUUCAAGUUUCGUGCCAAGUUCUUCCCCGAGGAUGUGGCUGAGGAACUAAUCCAGGAGGUUACUCAGAAGCUUUUCUUCCUUCAGGUGAAGGAAGGCAUUCUGUCUGAUGAAAUGUACUGCCCUCCUGAAACAGCUGUGCUGCUUGCUUCCUAUGCAGUCCAGGCAAAGUUUGGAGACUUCAGCAUGGAAACUCAUAAGACUGGUUACCUUACGUCUGACCGCCUGCUCCCACAGCGGUAG
Messenger RNA from Rhincodon typus (whale shark), 1024 nucleotides. RefSeq names its product ezrin-like. Gene Ontology annotation, cellular component: plasma membrane; apical part of cell; microvillus. The record is from RefSeq and is a predicted model, not a curated record. The coding region runs from base 554 to 1024 and encodes 156 amino acids. Gene Ontology annotation, biological process: regulation of organelle assembly; positive regulation of protein localization to early endosome; regulation of cell shape. The transcript is spliced from 5 exons. Lineage: Eukaryota; Metazoa; Chordata; Chondrichthyes; Orectolobiformes; Rhincodontidae. Gene Ontology annotation, molecular function: actin binding; cell adhesion molecule binding.